UAAAUGAUGACGCUUAAAAAAUGCCAAAGAAGAUGUUAUGCUGACACUCUCUCGACAUGAGAAAAUUCAACGUUGUUUUGAUUUUGGUUUUCGCAUAUAUUCAGCUGGCUGAAUGUACUUGGAAAAUUCAAAGAAAAGCCUCAGCCCUUGGCGAUACGUUGCAUGGCCACAAUUUGAAUUGCACGAAAUAUGGUGCUUCUUAUUUUCCUAAAACACGUCAAUCUUGUUACUGUGGAAUGAAAACCUUUUAUACAGAUAGGAAUAAUGUAUCAAAAUGCUUUACUGGUAUUGGACAGAGAGAAUUAGGUUGUUACCUGUACGUCGAUCAACCAAAGAAGGUGUACACAAUCCACCGUAGCUCUGUUAUUGUUGCCAUUUUGUCAACUAAAGGGACAUGCUACAGCGGUUUUAACAAACAUUCCAUUCAAAUGUGGGAAAAUGACCAGUGGAUUAAAUUUGACUUCCAUAACGACAUAUUCUUACCAAGGAAGCGACAUAUACCUCAAUCAAAUGGAAUUACCACAACUGAAACCGAUUUAUUGAUUACCACACUCAAUGCUACUGAAACAAAAGCUAUGGAAGGCACCCUAGUUAAAAUCAAUUACAACGAUUGUGGUAGAUCCACUUGCCUUCUGUUAAAAUUUGCUGGAACAAGACCUUGGAAUCCGUUAGAAGCACAGACAACUAAGCCGCAAACAACAACAACGACAACAACCACAAGGCCUACGACAACAACAUCAACAACGACGGCAAUACCCACGACAACUACAACAAUAACGACAAUGCCUACGACAACUAUGACAACAACAACGACAAUGCCUACAACAACUACAACAACAACGACAACAAUACCUACGACAACUAUAACAACAACGACGACAAUACCUACGACAACGAAAACGACAACGACAACGUCCGCACCGAAAACAGCACAGACAAAAACAACGGUAGCGGACGUACCCUUGGAUCCUCCGAAUGACAAAUCAACGUUAAAAAUUGAAGAUGAGCAUGGUGAUGAUAACAGUAGUUUGUUGUUAGUGGUGGUCAUUGCAUUCAGUUGCAUAAUUUUGAUUCUGAUAGUGGUUGUAGUCAUAUGUUGCCGACGAAGAAGAUUCAGCGAUAAAAAAGAAGAAGAAAAAGAAAAAUCAGGAGUAAAGGUAAAUCCACACGCAUCCGCAGAGACACAGCGCUACCCUGAAAGUCUACCUCCAUCAUACCGAAGUAAAGCAAGCGUGUAUGGCUUGAGACCAGCAUUAAAUCGCACAUACUUGUUCCAUGACGAAUACUUUGGUGAAGAAAUGACCAAAAAGCCUCGCCCACCUUCAUACGAUCAUUUGUCGCGCAUGUCUCUGGGUAAACCUUCAACACCGAUCUGAGGCAACCCCACCGAGAAAUCGAAUAUGGAUUUGAUCAGUACUUUUUUGAGUAUUUUAAGCACGUAAUUAGGGUAAAUUUUUAAUAACGAGUGAUUUCAUGUACACAUCGCACGUAACAGUGAUUUCAUGUAAAUAACCACCGAAAGUGUCGGAAUGACUUUUCAGAUUGACGCUUAUGUAUUCUUUUGAAAAAAAAAUUAAUAUCUUCUCCAUCAUGUUCUCUUUAAUGAAUUAUGGCUUUUAGAGAAUUACUCUUUAAUUUUUUUCCACAAAGGCGAAUAAAACAUCCAAUGUCUUAACUGUAUUGGCUAUAACUAAUCAUUUUUAAUAAGGAUUGUAUAAAGAAGCACCAUUAAAUUCGUAGUGUAAAAUUAUGUCAUUUAUGCGCUAGUAUGUAUUAUAAAGAACACUAAAAUCUGCUUUGCAUAAAAUUGUCCACAGCCACAUCUCUAUAUAUAAAGGGCGAGAGUUUAUGCCUUUCCGUAUUCUUAUUGGCUGGUGAAAAAGAUGACCGUCUACAAAGGUCUGAAAACUGGCUUGCGUUAAUUUCUAAAGCUGUUAAAAUACAGGCAGAAAGAUAAUGCUAAUAGCCAACAUGGUACAAAGCGCUAAAAGCUGCAGUCAAAAACACCUGGCUAUUACUCAUUUUUUUUUCGUAACGGAUUUGAAAUAAGCAUUUUAAAUGUUUUGAGAAGUUACGUACACAUUUUCGAAUGCUUCGAUGACGUAAAGUUUUCAGUAUUCUCUUAGAAAGUUAGGGCCAGGAUAUGUUUUUCUAAGCACGUUUUUUUCCGUGUCUGUAACAGUGAGAUGUGUCUGUGUUUAUUUAAUGCAACAUUGUAAGAUUUUUUAAAAAAUAAAAAAAUUUCUGCUCUGA
This is a messenger RNA of Hydractinia symbiolongicarpus, 2253 nucleotides long. RefSeq lists its product as uncharacterized. The transcript is spliced from 9 exons. The record is from RefSeq and is a predicted model, not a curated record. The coding region runs from base 57 to 1376 and encodes 439 amino acids. Lineage: Eukaryota; Metazoa; Cnidaria; Hydrozoa; Anthoathecata; Hydractiniidae.